Messenger RNA from Entamoeba histolytica HM-1:IMSS, 1035 nucleotides. Its product is annotated as Sec61 alpha subunit, putative. Bases 1 to 1035 code for a protein of 344 amino acids. Gene Ontology annotation, biological process: SRP-dependent cotranslational protein targeting to membrane, translocation; post-translational protein targeting to membrane, translocation. NCBI's taxonomy places the organism in Eukaryota, Evosea, Mastigamoebida, Endamoebidae. Gene Ontology annotation, cellular component: Sec61 translocon complex; membrane. The transcript is spliced from 2 exons. Gene Ontology annotation, molecular function: signal sequence receptor activity; ribosome binding; transmembrane protein transporter activity. The record is from RefSeq and is a predicted model, not a curated record.
AUGGGAGUGUUUUUCAAUGUCAUUAGACCAAUUGUUAGUCUUAUUCCAACAAUCAAUGAACCAACUAAAAAGAUUGGAUUUAAAGAAAAAUUGAUGUGGACAGGAAUCACAUUAUUAGUGUUUCUUGUUUGUAGUCAAAUUCCAUUAAUUGGAACAGACAUUGUAGGAAAUGAUCCAUUUUAUUGGAUGCGUUUAGUUAUGGCAUCAAAUAGAGGAUCAUUAAUGGAGCUUGGAAUUUCACCAAUUGUUACAGCUUCAAUGGUAAUGCAACUUCUUCAAGGAGCUAAAAUUAUUUCAGUUGAUAUGGAUAAUCAAGAAGAAAGUGAAUUAUUUGAAGCAUCACAAAAAUUAUUUGGACUUCUUAUGACUCUUGGACAAGGAAUUGCUUAUAUUAUGUCAGGAAUGUAUGGAGAUCCAUCAGAACUUGGAUUUUUCAAUUGUUGUUUAAUUCUUCUUCAAUUAUUUGUUGCAGGAUUAAUAGUUCUUCUUCUUGAUGAAUUACUUUCAAAUGGAUAUGGAUUUGGAUCAGCUAUUUCAUUAUUCAUUGCUACUAAUAUUUGUGAAUCAAUUGUAUGGUCUGCAUUCUCCCCACUUACUACUAGACAAAUGUAUCCAGUUGGUGGACUUUGUUAUUAUCUUACUGCUCCAAACAGUCUUUUUGAAUUAGUUCAAAACCCAAUUCAUGGAGUUAUUAGUAUUGGAUUGACUGUAUUCAUGUGUACUAUCUUCUCACGUGAAUGGAUUAAAGUCUCUGGAAGUUCUUCUGCUGAUGUUAAAAAACAACUCGCUGACCAACGUGUUUCUAUUAGAGGAUUCCGUGACGGUGAAAGUUCUGUUUAUCUUCUUGAUAAGUAUAUCCCAAUUGCUGCUUCAUUUGGUGGUAUGUGCAUUUCUCUUCUUUCUGUUGGUGCUGAUUUACUUGGUGCUGUUGGUUCAGGAACUGGUAUUCUUCUUGCUGCAACUACUAUUUCUGAAUAUGCUAAUACCUUCCAAAAAGAAUGGAAACGUGAAAUGGGAGCUGAUUUUGCUUUCUAA